This is a messenger RNA of Talaromyces stipitatus ATCC 10500, 1098 nucleotides long. Its product is annotated as pyrroline-5-carboxylate reductase. The record is from RefSeq and is a predicted model, not a curated record. Bases 82 to 1026 code for a protein of 314 amino acids. Gene Ontology annotation, biological process: L-proline biosynthetic process. The transcript is spliced from 2 exons. NCBI's taxonomy places the organism in Eukaryota, Fungi, Ascomycota, Eurotiomycetes, Eurotiales, Trichocomaceae. Gene Ontology annotation, molecular function: pyrroline-5-carboxylate reductase activity.
GUGUAUGGUGAGAAGGGUGGCUUUUAUACGAUCUCCUACCAAUUUCUAAGAUCAAUUGCUUGAAGAGCAAAAUACCCGAAAAUGUCGUCCGAGAAAGCAACUUAUUCAGGGGAAAAGACCUUGACUAUGCUAGGAUGUGGAAACUUGGGUCUCGCUGUCUUAACGGGCAUUUUAAUGUCCAUCUCAGAACCUUCAGAGUCAGAAGAAAAACUAUCUUUCCAAACACCCACCAAAUUUAUUGCCUGUAUCAGAUCGGAGCGGACCGCAGCACGUAUCCGAAGUGCCGUGGAGCCAUAUCCCAAAUUUCCUGUCAAAAUCUUGCAAAAUGAUAAUGUAACAGGCGUCAAAGAAGCCGAUAUUGUUAUCCUCGGCUGCAAACCAUAUAUGCUCAAAGACGUGUUGGAUGUUCCAGGCAUGCGUGAGGCAUUAAAGGGCAAACUAUUGAUCAGUGUCCUGGCCGGUGUCUCCUCUCAGCAGAUUGAAGAUACUCUUUACUCCGAGGGGCCUCAACCAGCUUCAGAAAGAUGUACCGUCGUGCGUGCUAUGCCCAAUACUGCGGCCAUGGUCCGAGAAGCAAUGACGACAAUCAGCAUCCCUAGCCCUGCUCUGCCGAAGGAAUGGGAUGACUUGGUUUCCUGGAUCUUCACGCGUAUUGGCAAGAUUGUACAUCUCCCACCCUCCCAGAUGGAUGUAUGUACUGCUUUGGCCGGAUCUGGACCGGCUUUUGUAGCGUUGAUGAUUGAAGGGUUGGCCGAUGGUGCUGUUGCUAUGGGUUUGCCGCGUGCUGAGGCUCAACUUAUGGCCUGUCAGGUCUUGAAGGGAACGGUUAGCAUGAUUGAGAGUGGGGAGCAUCCAUCAAUUGUUAAGGAAAAGAUCUCCUCGCCGGGUGGAUGUACAAUUGGCGGAUUACUUGUUUUGGAGGAUGCUGGCGUGAGAGGUACUGUGGCGCGUGCUGUGAGAGAAGCAACUUGUGUCGCUAGUGAGCUUGGUCAGGGUACUCAACUAGUCAAUGGAACUAGACGGUGAUUUACUCUAAGCGUCCAUAUAGAAGCCGAACUAAAAAGGGCAAUGAAUUAUAUGAGAAAUUUGCGCAUAAUG